CAUCCAUCUCUCUCUUCUUAUCAUCCACAACCAUAAAUUCUACUAGCAUUUACAACUUACCUCUUUAUUCUUCCUUCUUACAAAUUCCUUUUUUAUAUUCUUACAAAUUAAAACUCUUUGUUUCUUUCUAAAAAAUGGCAGGAAUAGUAUCCAAAAAAUUCUCAUACCAAAAGCUAAAGCAAGAAGUCAUUUUUGAAGAAGAUCUUCAUCAUCAAAACAAAAGUAAAAAAGAUAAAAUUUCCGAGAUUAUUAGAAGAUCAUCAACAUCAAUAAGAUCAAGAAGCAGCUGGAUAAAUAAGCUGAAAUUAAGGAGAAAAUUCAGGGUUAAAUUAGGACGUUGUUUUAGAAGGUUUUUCAGAAUCAGAAGAAAUAAAAAGCUUAAAGUUGCAAGAUUAGCUUGGGCUAAUAAGGUUUACAAGAGAUUAAAGGAAGGUCAAUCUCAUUUUGGUGAUCUUUUUGCUGGUAAUUACUUGUUCAUGCAAGUCACUCCUGGCUCCUUCGUCAAGAACAACAAAACUCAUUGCGUUUCGUCUCACCAAUUUUAUAAUCAUAGCAAUACUACUACUACUACUACUAAUAAGCUUUCUAGAUAUCCCUCAAGUUAUACUAGUAAUUAUGUUCUAUCUUCUUGAAUAAUUGUAUAAUUAUAUUAUAUGUAUGUUCAUGUGAUUUGAUGUAUUUUUAAGCUUAUUAUGUACUCUGGACUUCAUAUAAUGCAUGUAUUUACCAAUAAUAGUUUGUGAUAUAUGUAACAAAUAACUUAUUGAUAAACAA
Messenger RNA from Chenopodium quinoa (quinoa), 774 nucleotides. RefSeq lists its product as uncharacterized. The record is from RefSeq and is a predicted model, not a curated record. NCBI's taxonomy places the organism in Eukaryota, Viridiplantae, Streptophyta, Magnoliopsida, Caryophyllales, Amaranthaceae. The transcript has a single exon. Bases 135 to 632 code for a protein of 165 amino acids.